Messenger RNA from Vicugna pacos (alpaca), 1400 nucleotides. The record is from RefSeq and is a predicted model, not a curated record. NCBI's taxonomy places the organism in Eukaryota, Metazoa, Chordata, Mammalia, Artiodactyla, Camelidae.
CUCUCUCCCUUCUGUCGCCCUUCUCUCCCUUGCCCCCCACCCUACCUGCUGGCCCAGCCCUCGCCCACAAGCUGACCCCUUCCUUUUGCAGGUGUGAACCGACACUUCCACAUGAUCUGUAUCCGAGACAAGUUCAGCCAGAACAUCGGUCGGCAGGUCCCAUCCAAGGUCAUCUGGGACCAUCUGAGCACCAUGUACGACAUGCAGGCGCUGCACGAGUCUGAGAUUCUUCCAUUCCCAAAUCCAGAGAGGAACUUUGUCCUUCCAGAAGAAAUCAUCCAAGAAGUCCGAGAAGGAAAAGUGAUCAUUGAGGAGGAAAUGAAAGAAGAAAUGAAGGAAGACGUGGACCCCCACAACGGGGCCGAUGAUGUUUUUUCAUCUUCAGGAAGCUUGGGGAAAGCAACAGAAAAGUCCAGCAAAGACAAAGACAAGAACAACUCAGACUUGGGGUCCAAAGAGGGGUCGGACAAGCGGAAGCGCAGCCGGGUCACCGACAAAGUCCUGACCGCCAACAGCAACCCCUCCAGCCCCAGCGCAGCCAAGCGGCGCCGGACGUAGACGCUCGCAGCGGGCGGCAGGGGAGGGCGGGUGGGCACCCUGGUCAUCCAGCGGUCAGUGGGGCCACGUGCCACCAGCCCUGCUGCCUGCCCUCGGGUGCCAGAGGCCCCUGUGGUGCCGUUCAGACUAUCUGGGCUCGGAGGCCCCAGCGACCGGGAUGGGCCUGCUCAGAUGCCCGGAGCCAAGGGGGUGAGCCCGGGCCAUGUCUUCUCUGGACACAUGUGGCUCCUGUGACAUCGGCUUGGCCACGCCUGUGCCCACACACUGGCACAGCCUGAGGACCAGGCACAGUGCAGGCGGGGAGACAGAGACCUGGCACAGCAAGCAAUAAAACAUCGACCUCCCCCUGCUCUGAGGGGCACUGGCCUUCCCGUCUGUCCAUAUGUCCGCGACGCUCUCUCAACUGACUGUGACCUCGGGAGAGCAUCAGGCCGCAGGCCACGGCCCCUCCACCACCCAAGAGACUGAGAACUGGAUAUUUUGCCUCAUUCACUUGUACUGUAACGAUGUAUAUAAUUUGGUUGGUAUUUCACUAUUUAAUUUUUAAGGAGCCUAUUUUACUAGUGUUUUAUAUGAAAAAAAUACUGCAAAAGUUAAACUCGUGUUGUAUUUUUUCUGAGCUGUUUUGUUUUAAUGUAACGACUACUGAGAUCCUUUCUGCUCAGUUUUUAUACGCCAGAUACAGAGAAUUUGUAGCGGUUAUUUUUGUAUUAACGAGUAACUUGCAAACAGACCAAAUGAGUGGAGGGCUGGCAGGACGGUGGGGCUGUCGCAGUCCGGGCCGGGAGUUGACUGAAAUCCGCUUUUGUUUGACUGAGGGAUAUUAAAGCACAAAAAAGCAA